AUGGACCACAGUACAAGACACCAGAAGCCUCUUCCGCAGCCCCAUACCCUCGAUGAAGAUAUGAUUGAAUUCGCUUGGAGCGAACGCGCGCUUCUCUGGAUCCAGCUGUAUCACGACCUACUAUUUGCAGCGGCAAGUACACCAGCUGGCCCAACCGUCGUCGUAGUCGAUACUGUAGCCUUUAGAGAUUUCACCGACGCCCUCGAGAAUGAACCGACUGCAGUGUCUGACAUUACACGCGACCGAAACGAGUUCAAGGAGAAGAAAAACCAUAUGGUAUCGGCAAAGCGUUCAGCGAUCAAGGCUCUCAGCAACCGCAACAAUGCCGAGGAUGACCCACUUCUGAUCACUCAUGUGAGGAUCACACCAGACAUGCUCGACAGAUACGGCGCAUUGCGCGGUGACAGCAAACCGGAAGAGGACAUUACGCAACCUGAUCAAGACGCCGAGCUUUGGAAAUUCCUCAACCAUUCGGUCCUAGAGGAGUACCCCGAGCUCUACUCAAUGCCGUCGGCUAGUCAGAGGUUGGCGAAGGCCGAACUCGUCCCUACUUAUUCGAUUCGCGAUCAGGAGACGAAGUCGAGCAAAUCUUGUUCCGAGCUCAGGCUCAGUGUUGCCAUCAAGACGGCUGACUUUGUUACCGAAGCCACCGUUCGUCCAGGUGGAGGCCAUGUGAAUCUUGAGAGAGCAUCGACCGCAGGCAUGGAGGAGCCCUCAGCACAUGAAGCCCUGGAGGCCGAGGUGCUCGAAGACCCUUCCACCCCUGAAAUCGUAACUGCUGCAAAGAGGGCGAGGGAGGCUACCCUGGAGACACUUCCAGACUUUUCGGUUGACAGGGACGACUCACCGAGGAAGCGCGCCAAACUGACCGAUGCAACGAAUGAUUCCGAAACUGAACCGGAAGCUACACCAAAGCAGAAAUAUCGAUGGACAGAGAAAGAAGUCAACUGCAUCUACCGUUGUAUCAAUGAGUACUGCAAAGUCAAGGGAGUGGAUGUAUACGCGAGGAAGGAAGUUGUGACAGCGUGCGUUGAUGCUCUUGGGAAAGACUGCGCCAAAGAACAUCCCAAAAAGACGCCCUCUGGGAGGAGUAGACAGGAAGUUGACUCCAAGAUCAUGAACCUUGAGCGAUUCGCGAAGAAAUCCGUCGGUGUCACUACUGUCCAGACCCUGGUAGCAAAGGCGGCGGCAGUGAAGAAACAGGUUGCGAGUGGAGAAGAAGUGAGCAAGGAGGAUCGGUAUCCUAGCGAGUACUUGUCUCUGUGGUUAUCGCAGCCGCUGAAGCUGACCUUGUAUACCCCUAGAACCUCCAGGAAGCCACGCAGCGAUGUGAAUGUUAAUUGA
Messenger RNA from Parastagonospora nodorum SN15, 1344 nucleotides. RefSeq lists its product as hypothetical. Bases 1 to 1344 code for a protein of 447 amino acids. The transcript has a single exon. The record is from RefSeq and is a predicted model, not a curated record. Lineage: Eukaryota; Fungi; Ascomycota; Dothideomycetes; Pleosporales; Phaeosphaeriaceae.